GGUCGCUGGCCUGACUUGCGGCAGGCGCGGGGCUGGAUGGCCCAGGCGGCUGUCGAGGACCUCGACGGUGGCGACGAGGACCUCUGGGAGGCGCCGGAGGCCGUCGUGCCCGCGCCCGUGGAGGACGGACCCGUGCCGAUCGUCCCACUGGCGGUGGGUCAGGGCAGAUGCUACUGCAGCACGGGCUACACUGCGGGCGGCCUCGAGCAGUGCCGGUUCGCGUGGCGGGCGCUGCGUGUCUCCAGCGCAGAGCCGCCGUUGCGCUUCGUGAAGGCCGAGUUCCUCUUCAGCGACGACGGCUACUGGGACUGGUGGGCCAGCCACCCUGGCCAGCCGAGCGCGAUGACGGCGCGCCCGUUCAUCCGCGUGUGCUCGGAGAACCCGUGCUCAGUCUUGGAGGGGCCGGGGACGUGCACCGAGCUGAUCCACGUGUCGGACGGGGCGGAGCUCGGCCUCGGGGACCUGCGGGCGCUGUUCGUCGAGUGCCAGGAGACGAACCCCGAGGCGGCUUGGCCAGCAGCAAGCCUCGGGCCGCUGGUCGCCGCCGCCGCCCCCGCGAGGCCCGCUGCGGUGGCCAAAGCGGCGGGGCGCCCACCAGCCGCAGCAGGUCCUCCCAGGGCCCCGCCUGGCGCUGCCCCUUUCGACGACUUCCUGAGCGUGAGAGGCUCGUCGCGCGGGCCUGGCUCAGAGCUGGCCGCAGGCGAGGAGGCGGCUGCCGCGGGCGGCCUGGGAGGCAAGCUCGAGGGUGCUCGUGUGCGCUUCGAGGAGGGGAAGCGGGCUGCUGGCGACGUCAACCUGGACGGCUCCCCCCUCGGCGCAGAGGCGGCUGGCGAGGGGCCCGUGAAGAAGCGGUCGCUCGGAGACCUGCUGGUCGAGCGCGCCGCGAAGCUCAAGAGGGCCGCCUCGGACGCGGCCCCCCGAGGGUCAGGAGACCCCGUGCCCGAUCGGGCGCUGCCAGGAGCUGGUCCGAGCGGCGGCAUGGCGGAGCUGGCGCAGGCGCUCGUGAUGGCCAUCCGCGAGGGCAAGGAGGGUCCCCCUGGCGACGGCGGCGGGGGCGGCCUCGGCUCCUCGGACCCCGCGGCGGUGCCGCGCGACCUGGCCACGAAGAGGGCCUUCUGUCGUCGGAUGGCCGCCGCCUCCCCAGGCCGCCUCACGGAGCUGAGCCUGCAGCAGAUGGCGGACUUCCUGGGCUCGCAGGAGGGGGAGGCAGCCGUCGACGCGACGGGCCCGAUCGCGCUGCGGUACCUCCUCACGAUCUACCUGCCGCAGCAUCCGGUGAAGGAGAUCGGCGUGCAGACGCACCGCGAGCUCCGCACCCUCGCGGAGGCGGUGGACCUGCUGAUGCAGGGGAAGGCGGCCCACGCCUGCGACCUGAUCGUCCAGCGCCUGAAGGCGCUGCAGGUGGCAACGACGGAUGGCUCGUGGGCGGCGGCGAAGUGGUUGGAGCUGAUCCCGCCGCGCGACGAGCCCACGGCCAUCCGCCGCGAGGAGGAGGAGCUCAUCCGCAGCAUCCAGCUCGGGGAGAUGAAGCUGGACGAGCUCUCCGCACGGCUGGCCUUCGCCGAGACGAAGGCUCCCGCGGCGGCUCCACCAGCCCCCCUGGCGGCGGCCGCGGGCGGGCCUCCCCCGCAGGCCGAGGGGUCGGCAGCCCCACCGCCGUGGAAGAUGUCCUUCGCGGAGAUGCGGAAGAAGUUUCCGAAGCAGCCGGGGGUGGCCGAUGCCUCCAUCAAAGGCGCGAGCCCUGCGAAGGGCGCUGGUGGGGGAGUCCGCGGCGUGGGCCAAACUCGGUUUACCGAGGGCGGAGAUCGUGCCACCCUAGGCGGGGGGGGUGAGGGCGUCGCGGAGCCCCCGCUGGCCACCGCGCUGCAGUGCUGGUCCGACGAGCUCUCCUUCGGCUUCGGCAAGAGCAUCGUCGCGGUCGACCUGGCGGCGCGGCUGGUGGCAGCAGUGCGACGCCACCCAGGCAGCCUCGGCCACUUCGCUCGGUCGUUCAGCAUGCGUGCGGACACAUUUUGUGGGAGCGGAGGGUCCUCGAACAGGAGGGUUCGGGACGCCCUGCCGCUUCCCCUUCCGUCGACCGAGGAGGUGGGCCGCUGGCUGGCCCACAGUGCCUUGCCCAAGGCACGCAGGUGCCGCCGCCGCGCCGUGGCGCGGGUGGUCAGCGAGCAGGCGUGGCUGCACCUCAGCGUGGUGGCGCUCAACUACGCGUUCUGCGGCCGCGCGCAGGAAGGCUGGCGCCACAAGCCGACCCUGUCGAAGGCGCAGACGCAGGUCUACGUGCACCUGAAGAGUCGAGCGGCGGCCCUGGCGGAGGACCCGCUGGCCAUGGUCGUGGUCCCCGCGAUCGACGAGCUGGCGGGCGGCUGCGGGUCAGCGUACGAGGGCGAGACGGGCGUGAAGGCCCUCCCCUGCCGGCUCUGCGAGCUGGCCCCUGGGCUGCCCGCGCGGGAGUGCGCUGCCACGCUCGACGCAAUCGUCUUCGUUGACGACGAGGUCGGCGCCUGGCUGCGCCGCCCCGGGCUGGCGCUCCUCGACCAAUCCGACUGGCCCGACCCGCUGCCGCGGGCCCGCGUGAACGUGGAGACGGAUGCGGACUGGGAGGAGCUGGCGCUGCACCUCGUGUCGCUCGGCAUCUUCACCACGCUCGCGGAGAGCGAGCUGGUCCGCGUGAGGGGCGAGCCCGUGCUGAACGGCCUGUUCGCGGUGGAGAAGAAGGGCGCUCCAGCGCCUGGCGCCACGCGGGUCACCAGGCUCAUCCUCAACAUGGUGCCAGGCAACUCGCUCCUGAAGGCCCACGUGGGCGAGGCGGCGCUGCUCGCGGCCUCGACGUCCUGGACGUCGGUCGUGAUCCCCGAGGGGAAGCUGCUGCUGUGGUCGGGCGACGACCAGAAGGGGGCCUUCUUCGUGUGGCGGGUCCCGCCCGCGUGGCACCCCUACAUGGCCGUGGGGCGGCCGCUCGCGGGCGAGCUGUUUGGUCGCUCGGAGCCCGUCGUCUACGUGACCUCGGCUGUCAUCGCCAUGGGCUGGUCGCUCGCGGCAGGCAGCGGCCAGGACGCUGGCUGGUGGCAGGUUUACAUCGACGACUUCGAUGCGCCGGAGAUCGUCGAGGAGGUUCUGGCGCGCAAGCUUGCGGGGGCCCCGAGCGACCUCCAGCUGCAGGUCCGCGCCAGCUACGAGAGGGCAAGCGUCUCCUUCUCGGCCGAGAAGGCGCACUGCAGGCAGCUGAGGGUCGAGCGCAUGGGCGCGGACGUCGACGGCGUCAGCGGGCGCCUCGCGGUCCCCGCUGCCAAGGCGCUGGCCACUGCGGGCCUCUGCUUGGCCGCGGUGCAGCGGCGCCUGGCCCCGUGGCGCGUGGCCAUGGCGGCCCUCGGCAAGCUCGCGAGGGCCUUCGAGUUCAGGCGGCCGCUUUUCGGGAUCCUGAACUCCGUCUGGAGGCUGGCUGCGUCCUCAGCGCAGGGGGCUUACCUGGACGCAGAGAUGGUGGAAGAGCUCCUCAUGGGCGUGAUGGUCCUGCCGCUGGCCGCCUCCUCGCUGCGGGCGCGCAUUGACGGCAUGGUCACGUCCUCGGACGCGUCGGAGAUGGGCGGCGGCGUGUGCACGUCAGCUGGCCUGCGCGAGGACGUCGCCGCCGCCUUGCAGGUGCCGAGGACGGUCCCCGAUCAGCUGGGGAUAGGGGCCAGGCUCCUCAACAUGCCCGAGGGCCCCGCCCGACCGUGGGCGGCAGCCAACCCACGCGUCCCCGCCAGGGCAGUCCGCAGGGUGUUGUCGGUGCUGCUCAUCGGCCUGUUCGACGGCAUCGGAGGCCUCGCCGUCGCCUUCUCGAGGCUGCCCGUCCGCAUCGCGGCCUUCGUCGCGGCCGAGACGGACGCCAAGGCGAGGCGCGUUGUCAGACUCCGCUGGCCAGGUGUCAUCGACUGGGGCGACGUCACCCGUGUGGGCAGCGAGACGGUGCGGGAUUUGUUCGAGGCGUUCGGCGGCCUCGUCGACCUGGUGGUGGUCGCAGCGGGCAGCCCCUGCCAGGACCUGUCACGCCUCAACGUCGGCGGGCGCGGCCUCAGCGGCAGGAAGUCCUCGCUGUUCCACGAGGUGCCACGCAUCCUGGCUCUCCUCGCCGCCGUCUUCAAGGACAGGCUCGUUUGGUUCGUGGAGAACGUGGCCAGCAUGUCCGACGCCAACGUGGAGCUGAUCUCGGAGGCGCUGCAGGUGAGGCCGACGCUGGUGUGCUCGUCGGUGUUCGUGCCGUGUCGCAGGCCGCGCCUGUUCUGGACGAGCUGGGGCGUCACCGCAUCGGCGCCUCUUCGGCUGACCGACCGCGGGGUCUACGACGAGCUGGUGGGCCCUGGCGUCCCGCUCAUGGACCUCGCGUGGGAGGACGAGGGCUGCUCUUGGCCAGGGAGACCAAGGUGCUUCCCCACGCUCGUCUGCUGCAGGCCUCAGCCCUCCUUCCCCUCUGCCCCGCGUGGCUUCGCGGCUGCAUCGGAGACGGCUCGUCAAAGGUGGGCUGCGGACGGGCACAGGUAUCAUGCGGCUUUGUACGAGGGCAAAACCAUGAUCUGCACCCCCUCGUUCCCUUUCCUGCGCAUCCCAACCAGCGAGGAGAGGGAGCGGCUCCUUGGCUUUGAUGUGAGGUACACCUCCCUAGCCACCAAGGGCUCGAACCCUCAGGACGCCUCCGACGCCAGGGCCUUCCUCCUCGGCAACAGCUUCAGUAUUCACGUCGUGGCAUGGUUGUGCCAGCAGCUCCUGCACCGCCGCGGCGCGCUGAACAGGGAGCUGUCGGUAGAGGAGGUGUCCCCCGUCCGCGUGUGCCGGGCGACGCGGGACCAGGCGGGGGCCUUCGUCACGGAGCCAGGAGAGCCGGACACCGCGGAGGCGAGGAAGCUGGUCCUGCACUACCUCAGCCGCGCGGAGAAGGGCGGGUCGGACGUCAGGCUGGACUACGGCGUCCCCUACCGCCCGCGAGGUUGGCCGAGGACGAGCCUGGGCCCGUUCGUGUGGAAGUGGCGCGUGGUGGUCAGCAUGGCGUGGCCUGGCCGGAGCUCCACCCACAUAAACGUGAGAGAGUUGCAGGCGGCCACGGCGGCGAUCAGGUGGCGCGCCCGCAAGGUCGCGCAGCGCGGGAGCAGGUUCUUGCACCUCGUCGACAGCCAGGUGGUCGCGGCCAUCGUGACGAAGGGCCGCAGCAGCAGCAGGAAGCUACAGCCCAUCCUGAGGCGCUGGAUGGCCGUCGUCGUGGCGGCCGACAUGCACCCACUGAUCGGCUACGUGGUCUCGGAGGACAACCCUGCGGACGAGCCGUCGAGGAUGCUGCUGUGGCGUGGCUCGAAGCCCAGGAGGCGAGGGCGACCCGUGCCGCGCGCGCGGCCGCUCACCGCAGGCCCGCUCCCGUGA
This is a messenger RNA of Prorocentrum cordatum, 5391 nucleotides long. NCBI's taxonomy places the organism in Eukaryota, Dinophyceae, Prorocentrales, Prorocentraceae. The record is from the annotation of a GenBank genome assembly.